AUGGGCAAUCCACAUAUUUUAGUUAUACCUUAUCCAGCUCAAGGGCAUGUAAUUCCCCUCCUGGAGCUCUCACAACACUUGGUCAAGCAUGGCUUUAAAAUCACAUUUGUAAACACAGAGUUCAAUCACAAGCGGGUCACGAACGCAUUGACAAAGAAGGAUGAUGUAGGGGAUCAUAUUCAUCUGGUUUCAAUCCCCGAUGGCUUGGAAGCCUGGGAGGAUAGGAAUGAUUUGGGGAAGUUAACAGAAGUGGGCUUCCGCAUCAUGCCCAAGAAGCUGGAGGAGCUCAUAGAAGAGAUCAACGGGUCAGAUGAUGAUAAUAUCACUUGUGUUAUUGCUGAUGAAAGUAUGGGAUGGGCGCUUGAAGUUGCAGAGAAAAUGGGAAUCCAGCGAGCCGUCUUCUGGCCAGCAUCAGCUACACUGCUGGCCUUAUUUUUUAGUGUCCAAAAGCUGAUUGAUGAUGGAAUCGUUGACAAUAAUGGAACUCCUACUAAACACCAGAUGAUUAAAUUGUCAGAAACCAUGCCUGCCAUGAACACAGCACAAUUCGUAUGGGCCUGCAUAGGUGACUUGUCCACACAAAAAAUUGUCUUUGAUGUUAUUUUAAGAAACAACAAAGCUUUGCUUUUGGCAGAAUGGGUCAUUUGUAACUCAAGUUAUGACCUUGAGCCUGGAACAUUUACCUUAGCUCCAGAGAUCCUACCCAUAGGCCCACUUUUGGCAAGUAGCAGGCUUGGAAAGUCAGCAGGAUACUUCUGGCCAGAAGACUCAACCUGCCUGCAAUGGCUUGAUCAGCAGCCACCCUGCUCAGUCAUAUAUGUUGCAUUUGGAAGCUUCACAGUUUUUGACAAAACUCAGUUCCAAGAAUUGGCUCUAGGGCUUGAACUCUCCAACAGGCCAUUCCUGUGGGUUGUGCGGCCCGAUAUUACCAGUGGGACAAAUGAUGCUUACCCAGAAGGAUUUCAAGAGAGAGUAUCCUCCCAAGGGCUGAUGGUAGGCUGGGCUCCACAGCAGAUGGUUCUGAGUCAUCCUUCCAUUGCUUGCUUCUUGAGCCAUUGUGGUUGGAACUCUACCAUGGAAGGUGUCAGCAAUGGGGUCCCUUUCCUGUGCUGGCCUUACUUUGCUGACCAGUUCCUUAAUAAGACCUACAUCUGUGAUAUUUGGAAGGUCGGAUUGGGGUUUGAUCCAGCUGAAAAUGGGAUCAUCAUGCGAGAAGAAAUCAGAAAUAAGAUGGAGCUACUGUUUGGUGAGAGCGAGUUUAAGGCAAGAGCUUUAAAUCUCAAGGAAAUGGCCAUGAAUGGUGUCCAAGAAGGUGGCUGCUCUUCCAAAAAUUUCAAGAAUUUCAUUGAAUGGAUUAAGGCAUAG
Molecule: messenger RNA, 1365 nt
Organism: Vitis vinifera (wine grape)
Lineage: Eukaryota; Viridiplantae; Streptophyta; Magnoliopsida; Vitales; Vitaceae
Product: UDP-glycosyltransferase 83A1
Exons: 2
Coding region: 1-1365 (454 amino acids)
Molecular function (GO): UDP-glycosyltransferase activity
Source: RefSeq, a predicted model, not a curated record